UCGUCGUUUUCCCUUGGCGGCUGCUCACUAGUUGAAAGGAAGGAGCAAAGAUGGUGUCGCUGAAGCUCCAGAAGCGUCUCGCCGCAAGCGUGCUCAAGUGUGGGAAAGGGAAAGUUUGGCUCGAUCCUAAUGAGGGCAGCGAAAUCUCCAUGGCGAAUUCCCGCCAGAACAUCAGGAAACUUGUCAAGGAUGGUUUCAUCAUCAGGAAGCCGACAAAGAUCCACUCUCGAUCUCGGGCACGCCGCAUGAAGGAGGCCAAAAGAAAAGGGCGUCACUCGGGAUACGGUAAACGAAAGGGUACGAGGGAGGCGAGGCUCCCAACCAAGAUUUUGUGGAUGAGGAGGAUGCGUGUUCUGAGACGUUUGCUCCGAAAGUACAGAGAGGCAAAGAAGAUUGACAAGCACAUGUAUCAUGACAUGUACAUGAAGGUGAAGGGUAAUGUCUUCAAGAACAAGCGUGUUCUGAUGGAGAGUAUCCACAAAUCUAAGGCCGAGAAGGCGAGAGAGAAGACUUUGUCUGACCAGUUUGAGGCCAAGAGGGCGAAAAACAAGGCUAGCAGAGAGAGGAAGAUUGCCCGGCGGGAGGAGCGCCUUGCUAUGGGUCCAGCAGGAGACAAGGCUAUGGCUGCAGCUCAAGCAGCUGCUGCCCAAACAACAGAGUAAGUUCAUUUAAUCCGGUGUUAGUUGAGAUUGAUUGUACGGAUUUCAGUUGUGUUUGUAAAAACCUUGUGUUGUUCCUGGGAUUUGCAGACCAUCGAAGAAGUCCAAGAAGUGAAGAGAGUUUCUCGUGUCCUGAUAUCCCUCCUUUUUUUGCUGCUGUUUCCUAAUUUUUUUUGUCUUGCUGUUGUUUCGUUGGUUGAUCUUCCUAAUCUAAGUUUUAGUUGUUCGUGGAGUGUUUCUUGAAAACUCAGUUUAGUUAUAUAUAAACUUUUACGUUAAAACGUU
Molecule: messenger RNA, 944 nt
Organism: Tarenaya hassleriana
Lineage: Eukaryota; Viridiplantae; Streptophyta; Magnoliopsida; Brassicales; Cleomaceae
Product: 60S ribosomal protein L19-1
Exons: 5
Coding region: 51-662 (203 amino acids)
Biological process (GO): translation
Cellular component (GO): ribosome; cytosolic large ribosomal subunit
Molecular function (GO): structural constituent of ribosome; RNA binding
Source: RefSeq, a predicted model, not a curated record